This is a messenger RNA of Nelumbo nucifera (sacred lotus), 2955 nucleotides long. Its product is annotated as receptor-like protein EIX2. The record is from RefSeq and is a predicted model, not a curated record. Gene Ontology annotation, molecular function: protein binding. Lineage: Eukaryota; Viridiplantae; Streptophyta; Magnoliopsida; Proteales; Nelumbonaceae.
AUGUUAUCAGGGUUCCCAUUCCUCGAAACUGUAAAACCUUGUUCCUGCGACCACAGUGAUAACAAGGUGGGUUGUAUGGAGAUGGAGAGAGCAGCACUCCUCGACUUCAAAGAAAACCUGACAGAUCGAUGUGGCGACCUCUCUUCUUGGGUGGGUAAUGACUGCUGUAGCUGGAGAGGCAUCCGUUGCAACAAUAGGACUGGCCGUGUGGUCCAGCUUGACCUGGGCGACCCAUGCCAAGAUGGGAGCUGGGGAUUGUCAUCCUUAGUCGGUGAGCCAUUAAAUCCUUUGCUCAAUUUGGAACAUUUGAAUUACUUAGAUCUGAGCACUAACAAUUUUGGAGGGAUCCCUAUCCCUAAUUUCAUUGGAUCAUUCAAGAAGUUGAGAUAUCUCAAUCUCUCUUAUGCUCAAUUUAGUGGAACAAUUCCUUCCCAUCUUGGAAACCUUUCCAACUUGCGUCAUCUAGAUCUUUCAACACGGUUAUUUCCUUUCUACAAAUUGAAUGUCAACUGCCUUGAUUGGCUCUUGGGUAUGUCUUCUUUGGAGUACCUUAACAUGGGAUCUGUGGAUAUGAGCAAACUGGGAACAAAUUGGCUACAAUCAAUUAAUAAGCUUGGUUCUCUUAAAGAGUUAAAGUUGGGUGAUUGUCAACUUCACAGCACUCCUCUCUCUCCCCCAUUCGUUAAUCUUACAUCCCUUUUGGACCUUGAUCUCUCCUUUAACUCUCUCAACAUCUCAAUACUUCCAUUCUUUCUUAAUGUCAGUAGCCUUGUUAAUCUUGAUUUUGGCUACAAUCGUCCCAAAGAUCCUAAUUUGUCUGUCAAUCUCAACAUUAUUGAUCAGAGUAUGCCACCAAAAGCCAAGGAAACUCUUUGCCGAUUGCAGAGUUUAGUUUUGGCAGGUAACAGAAUUGGUGGUGAGGUAGACAAACUUGUGGAUAUCCUGGUGAGAUGCAAAAGGAUAAAGAUGUUAGACUUAAGUUUUAAUCAGUUUAAUGGAUCUUUGCCUGCAUCCAUUGGAAACUUGUCCUCUUUGGACAGCCUAGACCUUUCUGAAAAUCAAUUUACCGGUCCUCUGCCUGCAUCCAUCGGAAACUUGUCAUUGUUAGAGAAGCUAGACCUUUCAUACAAUCAAAUAAAUGGGGCCAUUCCAAUAAAGGUCGGGCAGCUCUCAGGUCUGGUUUACUUGUAUCUCCAUGACAAUUCUUGGGAAGGUGUUCUUUCAGAACAUCAUUUUACAAACCUCACAAGGUUAGAGGCAUUAUUCAUAUCCUCUUCAUCAGGAAAGUCGUCACUGGUUUUCAAUGUGACAAACGAUUGGGUUCCUCCUUUCAAUCUCAAGUAUCUCGUUGUGUCUGACUUACAACUGGGCCCUCGUUUUCCUUCAUGGCUUCAUACUCAAAACCAGCUUUCUUCCAUAUCCUUAACAAAUGUUGGGAUUUCCGAUGAGAUACCCACUUGGUUUUGGAAAUUAUUGUCAAAGUCUGUACGACUGUUGAAUCUCUCUCACAACAAAUUAACUGGAAAGGUGCCAAACUCCUCCGUCCUUCAACAGGGAUCGGAAGUGGAUUUAAGCUUCAAUCGCUUAGAGGGCCAACUACCACUUCGGCAAUUUUGGUCUUCACCAUUACGAUCUCUACAUCUGGGAAAUAACUUGUUCUCCGGUCCUAUACCACCCGAUAUUGGUGGCAACAUUUCAUUGCACUUGCUUUUGUUAGAUCUUUCGUGGAACAAUUUAAGUGGCAGCAUUCCCCCUUCCAUAACUAAAAUAGAAUCCCUAAGACUUCUUAUUCUCUCAAAUAAUCAAUUAUCUGGUGAGCUCCCUUGGGAUUGGGAGGAUUUACAGCAACUGUCGAUUGUAGACUUGGCCAACAAUAGCCUAACGGGUACUAUUCCAAGUUCAUUCAGUUCUUUGGCUUCACUUGAAUGGUUGAUAUUGAGUAACAAUAGCUUUAACGGGGAGCUACCGUCCUUGAAAAGUUGCACAUCUUUAAUGAGCCUUGAUCUUGGUGAGAAUAAAUUUUCUGGAAACUUGAUGACAUUGAUCGGAGAAACCAGUGCUCCCUUGGUGUUUCUACGCUUACGGUCAAACUCAUUCGUGGGAGAUAUUCCAAAACAACUGUGUCAUUUCUCUUCUCUUCAUUUCUUAGACCUUGCUCAUAAUAAUCUGUCAGGUCCCAUUCCUCUGUGUUUUGGCAAUUUGAGUGCUUUCAAUGGUUUAUGGCUUCCUUACGCUAAACGUCUUCGGUAUCAGGGGUAUGAUCAACACAUGAUGAUAAUAGCAAAAGGAAGAGAAGUUGAGUAUAAUACAUAUGGAAUUCUAGACCUUGUAAAGAGCAUAGAUCUUUCCAGCAAUGAUCUAUCAGGGAAGAUUCCUGAUGGAAUCACAAACCUCUCUGGAUUAGGAACAUUGAAUUUUUCAAUGAACCAACUCACAGGAAACAUCCCCGAUAAGAUUGGUGACUUGAAAUGGUUAGAAACUCUUGAUCUCUCAAGAAACCAACUUUCUGGCCAGAUCCCUCAAAGCUUAUCUUCCAUAUCUUCCUUGAAUCAUUUGGACCUUUCUUAUAACAACCUAUCAGGGAGGAUCCCAUCAGGCAACCAGCUCCAAACACUCAACGAUUCUUCCAUUUAUAAUGGUAAUCCCUAUCUUUGUGGGUCGCCACUUUCAAGGAAGUGUGAGGAUGAUGAGAAACCUUCUCAAGGUCCCACAUCCCUUGUUAAUGCUGGUAGUGAAGACAAGGACUCUUCUGAUUCUGAGAUGCAAUGGUUUUAUAUAAGCAUGCUCCCAGGAUUUGUGGUCGGUUUUUGGGGAGUUUGUGGCACUUUACUCUUGAAGAAGUCAUGGAGGCACGCCUAUUUCAAUUUCUUGAAUGAUAUGAAAGAUUGGGUCUUCAUAGUAAUUGCAUUGAGUGUCAUUCGCCUGCAAAGAAAAUUAAAAUUUGGAAGAGUCUAA